GUUCUUAGUCUCUGAGGCAUCCUUCGACCCUACUUAAAUGGCUCUUCUCUCUGUGUCUCUCGUAAAUCACAGUUGUCUUGAUCUUGUUUUCUCUCUGUCGAAGGUGCCUUGAACCAUGGUUGAUGUCAUGGAGGAAGGCUGCAUGCAGUUACCUCCUGGCUUCAGAUUCCACCCCACAGAUGAAGAGGUCAUCACCCACUACCUCGCACCGAAGGCAACCAACAACAGCUUCAGUGCAAGAGCUAUUGGAGAUGUGGACUUGAACAAGUGCGAGCCGUGGGAUCUCCCAAGCAAAGCGAGGAUGGGAGAAAGGGAAUGGUUCUUCUUCUGCCAGAAGGACAGGAAGUACCAAACUGGGACGAGGACCAACAGGGCCACAGAAGCUGGGUAUUGGAAGGCCACGGGAAAGGACAAGGAGAUCUAUCGAGGGAUAGGUGUUCUUGUGGGCAUGAAGAAGACGCUCGUGUUCUAUAGAGGAAGAGCUCCCAAAGGGCAGAAGACCAGUUGGGUGAUGCAUGAAUACAGGCUUCAAGGCUCCGAUGCCCCAAAGUCUGUCGAGGAUGAAUGGGUUGUGUGUAGGGUCUUUCACAAGAACAUGGGGAGGAGAAGCCCAACACCACCACCACCACCACCACCUGGAAUACAAAGUGUUAAAACCCUCGACCCUCCUCGCAUGAACUUCCAAGAGCAUCCUCCCAUCAUCUCCGCCAUGAUGGGAACGGAGAACCAGCAGGCCGUGGACCAUCGAACGAGCUCAAACCCACCUCACAACUCUUACUGCUUGCUCCCGGAGUCCGCGAACUCCGGCUACUUGCACCACCAGGACGCGGCGCAGAGAGCUUCGGCAUCAUCUGCCAUCAUGAGGCAUUGCAAGAUGGACGGGUGCUGGGACACAGACCUCCACGUCUCCUGGGCGAUGUCGAAGCACUACGGUGACCUCCACGACCCUUCCUCGUCUGCAGCGGUCACAGAUUUGGAUAGCAUUCGGUGGUUCUGAAGGGCAACAGAUUUCAUGUCGAUUUGGUGUGGUGUAGUUCCAAGGCCACUCAUAUUCUACUGAUCGUAGAGAAAGCCUUGGUGAUUUAGGUAAUGUUCUUGCUGCAUGCAAGUCGCUGAUGGCGUAGCAUAUGUCAUCGUACACAGAUGACACAGAAAUGGAAGAAGCUGUGUGAAGCUCUGUUGUUGUUCGAUCGUCAGUUUGACACGCCAAAGUUGAUUCGGCCUUAAUCUUGUCA
Molecule: messenger RNA, 1235 nt
Organism: Musa acuminata subsp. malaccensis (wild Malaysian banana)
Lineage: Eukaryota; Viridiplantae; Streptophyta; Magnoliopsida; Zingiberales; Musaceae
Product: NAC domain-containing protein 87
Biological process (GO): regulation of DNA-templated transcription
Molecular function (GO): DNA binding
Source: RefSeq, a predicted model, not a curated record